Marasmius oreades (fairy-ring Marasmius) is the source of this 4374-nucleotide messenger RNA. RefSeq lists its product as uncharacterized. The record is from RefSeq and is a predicted model, not a curated record. Gene Ontology annotation, cellular component: nucleus. The coding region runs from base 421 to 3810 and encodes 1129 amino acids. NCBI's taxonomy places the organism in Eukaryota, Fungi, Basidiomycota, Agaricomycetes, Agaricales, Marasmiaceae. Gene Ontology annotation, biological process: nucleotide-excision repair. Gene Ontology annotation, molecular function: DNA endonuclease activity; single-stranded DNA binding. The transcript is spliced from 11 exons.
UUCUCCUGCGCUCAUCCUCAGUCACUCUUCUUCCAGCAUUUUCUCUCUCCCUCCAUCCCCAUCUUCUCCCACAUCUAGCGCUGGGUAUCACAGGAGCCGUCCGAAACCCCUUUUUCGGCUUUCUGUUCCCGAGUGCUCAGGCUGGUUCCGCUUCGUUUGGAUCACGUACCCACAAGCGCUUCGAGCCCCUCCGGCAAAACCAAACUUAGCGAGAUAUAGCAAAAACUUGGAUAUCUCUCUAUCUGACCUACUUGCUCUACUAAGUUUUGCAUAUAUCUCCAUCCCUUUCUCAUUUCCCUUGUCCACGCUUGCGAGAAGCCUAUCUUAUCUUAUCUCAAAUCCGCUCACUCGUCUGCUUACAUAUUAAUUGUCGCCUCAGGAUAACACUCGAAGAAACAAACCUUAAAGCGGUUUGUUGAUAUGGGUGUUAAAUCUCUAUGGAGCCUCCUGAAUCCAGUUGGUCGACCUGUUUCAUUGGAGAACAUGGAAGGAAAGGCAGUUGCAAUCGAUUCCAGCAUUUGGAUAUACCAGUUCCAGGCAACCAUGAGAGGGAAGGAUGGUCAUGCUCUAACGAAUGCUCAUGUUCUGGGCUUCCUACGGAGAUUGUGUAAGCUACUGUUCUAUGGCAUGAAACCAGUAUUUGUUUUCGAUGGUGGUGCACCAGCUCUCAAGCGGGCGACUUUGAAUGAAAGGCGAAAGAAGAGGAUCGGUGCAGCGGCAACCCAUGCCAAGGUAGCAGAAAGGCUUUUGGCUGCUCAGAUGAGGAGAGAAGCCCUCAAACACGCUAAAGGCACGCAGGUUUCCGAUAAGGGGAAAGGAAAAGCGGGCGAUGACGAGACUGUGUAUCUUGAGGACCUCGAUUUCAACCUGCCAAGGACCCCAGCGAAGAAACAAAAGGAAGCCGAACCUACCGUCUCGACGAAGAAACCCAAAUUCUAUGAACAUGACCCAUACCGCCUUCCUGAGGUUAAUAUGGAGGCUCGAGUUGCGAGUGCCACUCGCGCUACAGCACCUGAUCCUCGACUCGCUACUGAAGAGGAAUUACGGGACUUUAUUGAGAAUAUGCGACCCGAGGACUUUGAUGUCACUUCGCCAGCCUUUCAGGAAUUACCCACUGAGGUACAAUACGAAAUUGUCGGUGAUCUCAGGCUGAAGUCACGACAAACAUCAUAUUCGCGACUGCAACAGAUGCUGAAGAACGCACCCACACCUCUCGAUUUCUCGAAGCAGCAGAUAAAAAACUUGCAGCAACGGAACGCUCUUACGCAGCAAUUGUUGACAACUACGGAUACCAUUGGAAAGGCGCAUAUCGAGAUUCCUGUCCGCAUUGCAAGUGAGAGAAACAAGGAAUACGUACUCCUAAAGAACGAAGAUGCUUCUGGAGGUUGGAUUCUAGGUAUACGUGAUGAUGGAACCCAGACGAAACCAAUUAUCCUCGAUCACGACAGUGACCUGAACAUCAAAACCAUGGAUAGCGACGAAGAUGACGACAUGGAAGAAGUUGACAUUCCCAAUCAACACUCUAGCAUUUCCACCACGGAUCCCGAUUCACGUGGAUAUCAAAGUAGUAUGGCGCUAACCGAGACCAGUAGACCUUCUGUUCCGAAAAAUACGGUGUCGUUUACCAUGGAUUCCAUGCGGGAGGCGCCUUCCAUACCGUUAUUCAUGGAUGAAGAUGAAAAUGAUCCUCAUCUGUCUAUCCUACAUGACGACGAGGCCGAAGACUUGACCCUGGCUAUCCAAGCCAGCCUCGAGGAUGGAAUUUCAAUAAAGAAAUCCGCCACAGGAAGUUCCUCGUUCGUCGCAGGAAACGUGCGACGUAGUAAAUCACCCGACGUGAACGUCACUAGCUCGGGACGUCUUCGAACUGCAUUAUCGAUCGCCAACAUAGGUGCAUCAUCGUUAAAUAACUCCUUCACGGUUGCAUCUACUUCCUCUGCGGUCUCGUCUUCCUCAGAAUCUUUCGGGCAACCAUUCCUUUUGAAUCACCCAGCUGUCGAAACACCUGGACUACCUGCAUUGAAUAUUCCUCGUCACCCACCGAAAACACCGAAGGCGACAACCACUGGCAAGCCAGCGACAUCCAGAACUACUCCAGUCGUUCCGUCAUUUGUACCCCAGCUUCCCGCGAAGGUUGACGGCAACGAUAUGAUAGACAGGGUUGAUUCGAUUAUUCGUCCCCUUUUGAAUGAAGAACCGCUCUUAGCCGUUCGUGAUUGCGCUGCCGGGACGCCUGAUAAACCCAAAGUUGUGGCUGGUGAUGUUUCCGGGUCUCAGUACCCGCUUGAAUCGUCCGCCACAUCGGAACCGAUGCUUACGAACGAUCUUAUUGUGGGCGAGACGGUUUUCGGCGAAGCCCCACCAUUAAGGUUACAAGCCAACGCCAUUCUGGGAGAGGGCGACCUCCCUCGUACAACAUCUCCGAAAAUACCUGCCAAAGAGAUCCGAGAAGGCUCGCAAUCGCCGCCAUCAGACACUGAGGAUUGGGAUGCUGCUCAAGAAAUGGAUCCAACCGCAGAGGAAGGAGAGUUCGCCCGUUUCGUUUCUCAGGUCAAGGGUAGGGAUAUCGAUGAUGUACGACGCGAAAUUGACGAAGAAAUCACAUCUCUGAAUGAGCAGCGGAAGAAUGCGAUGAGAGAUUCGGAAGACAUAAAUCAACAAAUGAUAACACAAAUUAUGAUGAUGUUGCGAUUGUUCGGCAUUCCUUAUAUUACCGCGCCGAUGGAGGCUGAAGCUCAAUGUGCUACGCUCGCGUCUCUCGGUCUCGUUGAUGGCAUCAUUACGGACGACUCCGACGUGUUUCUCUUUGGUGGGCAGAAGGUCUACAAAAACAUGUUCAACCAGUCCAAGACAGUCGAAUGUUUCUUAUUGUCGGACCUGACGCGCGAGCUGGGCCUAGACCAAGGUACCCUCAUACGGUUGGCCUACCUGCUCGGAAGUGACUACGUGGAAGGUCUUCCCGGAGUAGGUCCUGUGGUAGCAAUGGAACUUGUCGGAGAGUUUCCUGGUGAUGACGGUCUCCACAAAUUCAAGGACUGGUGGAGUAAAGUUCAGAUGGGCAGAGACAAGGAGGAAGAUGCCACGUCCACUUUUCGAAAAAGAUUUAAGAAGAAAUUCAAGGAUCUCUAUCUGCCACCCGAGUGGCCAAACAGUGCCGUAAGGGAUGCGUACUAUUACCCUACCGUGGAUGAAUCCGAGGAACCCUUUAAAUGGGGACUACCAGAUCUUGACGCCCUUAGAGAAUUCCUACGGGAGGAGCUUGGCUGGGAACAGCCUAAAGUGGACGAUCUUCUCUUGCCCAUUAUCCAAAAAAUGAAUAAACGCUCACAGACUGCCGCACUUAAUAGACAGGGAAACCUCAAUGAGUUCCUUGAUGUAUCCGGCGAUGGCGGAACCCUGGCUCCACGAAAACGUCAGGCGUAUGCAAGUAAACGACUACAAGCGGUGGUCUCGGAUUUCCGAAGGAAACGCAGAAGUGGAUCUUUCACCCCUACACCCGAAAACGACAGUGAGGGGGAGCACGAGGACGAGUCCCGCCCGACAAAGAAAUCAAAGGCCUUAGGUUCGUCAGCUAGAAGGAAAAUCCAAGGGAAGAGCAAGGGUAAUAAACAUACUCCCGGGAAGAAGAAAAGUCAACGGAGUCGAAGGUCUCCUGCCACCCCUCCUUUGGCUGCUGAUGACUCGGACCAAGAGGACGAGUUCAAAGAACCCUUAGUAGACAGGGAAGAACCAUCACCACUUGCUGUCAGUUUGAGACCCCGACCGAAGCCCAAACCUACCUAUCGUACCGCUGAUCAUGAAGCGGAAUGAAUAUGGCAUCGGACCUUUUCGUUUUAUGUUCCAUCUUACGGUGUCCCGUAGAUUUUCUCCACAUGAUCUCACAAUCAAAGGGAUAGAUAUAUCAAGUAUGUCUAUUUGUCCAUUUGCAUGUAGAAAAUAUCAGGACUCUGAGCCUGGGAACGACAGUCUAUUCCAUUCCUGGUCUCUGUACUAGUAAUCCCACCCCAGAUCUCCAAAGGCACGAGUGAUUGAUCAAGGGACCUUCCGACUCGGAUUCAUUAGUAUAGCGCGACCGGUCGUAUUUGAAGGAUACCUGGGGCCCGAACAUUUGAACGUUCAAAUUCCGAACGGGAAGCUCAUCACCAUGCUGUGUUCGCGGACACACCUAUGUACUAAAAAUCGAGAUGAAGUAAACACUCCUGAACCGUCAAAAGUGAUGCCCGUGAAAGAUGAGGCGGCCGCUAUAAACUGUGAUGGAGUGACGAAUCGGCGACAUUAAUAUGACGAAUGGGACAUUUGCAAUGAGAUAUGGAUACUAGUCGAGCGCUGACAAUCAUUGUGGUUCAGAAGCGGAUGUCCAUUGGCUUUGCAAUU